This is a messenger RNA of Perca fluviatilis (European perch), 2416 nucleotides long. RefSeq names its product solute carrier family 22 member 6, like (gene slc22a6l). Gene Ontology annotation, biological process: transmembrane transport. The transcript is spliced from 11 exons. Gene Ontology annotation, molecular function: transmembrane transporter activity. Lineage: Eukaryota; Metazoa; Chordata; Actinopteri; Perciformes; Percidae. The coding region runs from base 532 to 2214 and encodes 560 amino acids. The record is from RefSeq and is a predicted model, not a curated record. Gene Ontology annotation, cellular component: membrane.
GCAAAGAGCUGAGGAUAGUCACGUGCACACUCUUGAUGCUGGAGCUCACAUUAACUGAAAAACUUCAACAAGAUAUUGUUCCUGCACAGCAAGGACUCUGCAUUCUACCUCAGUGUUCAGUGAACGAGCUACUAAUACCUCAAGAGGUAUUAGUGCACUUCUAAUAAUCCAAACUUCUUCAGGCUUCAAAAGCCGUUGGACUUUAAACUGAUUAAGAAUGUUGACACACUGCAGCAAGACGUCAUUUUUCUUUUUUUUGAUUUUGUGGCUAUUUUAAGGACCUCUUUCUGGAACACUUUGCCAGGAUUUUAUUUAAAUUGAAGGUAUUGUGUUACUUUUAAGGUGCUACACUUUGUGAGCCCCCAUUCUUAUUUUAUUUUGUAGAUCUUUAUGUAACGCGAGAAGAUUAAAUUCAGCAAGGGCUAGAACAUUAUUUUUUGCACAUCCAAGUGUUCUAAAGGAACAUACCAACAACAGGAUCUAGCACCGUUAACAUCAAGUCAUCUUGCGGAGUUGUGCUUGUACAAAACUAUGGCUUUUGGGGAUCUCCUAGAGCAGGUGGGGAGCACAGGACGCUUCCAGAUCCUGCAUGUGACGCUUCUCUGCAUGCCUGUCCUGUUGAUGGCCAGUCACAACCUGCUACAGAACUUUGUGGCUGCGGUGCCUCCUCACUACUGCAACGCACACACAAACCUGUCUCAGUCCCAGCUGAGCCCAGAGGAAACGCUGCUGAUCACAGUGCCGCAAGACCAGAUAGGGAAGCCCCAGAGGUGCCAGCGUUACGUUACUCCACAGUGGCAUCUCCUGAACGGGAGCUCCGGCUCAGGGGAGGACGGAGACACUAAGGAAGGUUUGGAUGUUGAUCUGCAGGGAUGCACAGACGGAUGGUCCUAUAACAUGACUGAUAUGAGCUCAACGAUCAUAUCUGAUUGGCAUUUGGUGUGUGAUCUGCGCUCUUUAAAGCAAAUGGGACAAACAGUCUACAUGGGAGGUGUGCUUGUGGGAGCUGUUGUCUUUGGAGGUCUUUCAGACAGAUAUGGUCGACGCAUCCUCCUGCUCAUUUCUAACCUGCUCAUGGCAGUGUCGGGAACAUGUGUUGCUUUUUCAAACUCCUUCACCCUCUACUGUGUGUUCCGCUUUGGCUGUGGCAUGGCUCUGUCCGGCCUGGGACUCAACACCUUCUCGCUCAUUGUGGAGUGGAUCCCCACUCGUGUGCGAACUGUGGUGGGGACAAUAACAGGUUACAGUUACACAGUGGGACAGUUGAUCCUGGCAGUCAUAGCCUACUUCAUCCGGGACUGGAGGUGGUUAACUCUGGCUGUGUCCUUGCCCUUCUAUCUCUUCUUCCUCAUCUCAUGGUGGUUUCAUGAAUCUUCAAGAUGGUUAGUUAUGAGUAAUAAGCCCGAACAAGCCAUCAAGAACCUUAAAAGAGUGGCCAAUUUUAACGGACGGCGUGAAGAGGGAGACAAAAUCGACAUUAAAAUGCUGCGAGAGUCCAUGACGAAAGAGAUGUCCUGUUCGCAGGGCUCCUACUCUGUCCUGGAUCUGUUCCGCACACCCACAAUGAGGACAAUGACAAUCUGCCUGAGUGCUGUCUGGUUUUCAACAAGCUUUGCCUACUAUGGUCUUGCUAUGGAUCUGCAAAAGUUUGGGGUGGACAUCUACUUAAUCCAAGUGAUCUUCGGAGCUGUUGACAUCCCUGCUAAAGUCGUCAUAACUGUGUCUAUGAGUUUUAUUGGACGACGUCCAUCACAAUGUGGUGGUCUGAUCCUCGCUGGAGUCACUAUUUUGAUCAACCUGCUAGUACCUUAUGAUAAAACGACUGCACGGACGUGUCUGGCUGUACUGGGUAAAGGUUGCCUUGCUGCCUCCUUCAACUGCUGCUACCUUUACUCUGGAGAACUGUACCCAACCAUCAUUCGUCAGAAUGGCAUGGGCUGGGUAUCCAUGAUGGCUCGUAUAGGAGCCAUGGUAGCCCCUAUGGUGCUUCUCACGGGCGAAUACAUUCCUUGGCUUCCAGGUUUAAUCUACGGAGGAGCUCCAAUUCUCAGUGGAGUGGCUGCAAUAUUUCUUCCAGAAACACUUGGCUCACCCCUUCCUGACACAAUAGAAGACGUGGAGGACAGGGGAUCUGGGAGAAACUCCAAAAUGCCACCAAAGGAAGCAAUUAUCCUGCAAGACACCCAGGCCAAUCUCCUAAAGCAGGCUGCAUGAAGGCAUCUGUAUUGAACUCCUAAUGUUUUUGCUGACAUGUUAACGAAAGUAGAAUGGUUACUGCUGUUUAUUUGUUUGGUUGCCAUAUAAAGUUUAUUGUGUCGUAUGAUUGCUGGACUACUUUUAAAAAAUAUAUAUAUAUCAUUACUUUAUAUACAAUCCUGUAUUUGUAAACAAAAAUGUAUUUUCUUCCCAAUCAACA